GAUGAAAGUGGCUUAUGUGCACAAACAAACACAAAUGCCAGCCGUCAUGACAGACACUCGUUCACGCGCCCACAGACGCUCGCGCGCGCACGCUCAGUGUAAAGGGUACUGAUUCACCAUGCUCGCUGCUGGAUGCUGUUAGACCGAGACGCAUCCACCUCACCGUCGCCAUAGGCUGCCUCUUAAAGGGAUUUCAAUAUUGUAUUCACAGCUCCUCAUGGCUUCAUCGGACGGUAUAGAGAAAUGCGUCCUGCACAGAGGAAGAUCUCAAAGUGACCCGAACAUCCUCAGCGAGUCUGGCAUUGAUCUCUCGCGCGGCGCAGAUGUAAUGGAGCAACAGAAGGUUUUGCGCUCCAGCUGUCUAGUGAGUGGAGUCCACACCCCUCCCAUCCGUCGACACAGUAAGCUGGCAACGCUAGGGCGCAUUUUCAGACCGUGGAAAUGGAGGAAAAAGAAAAACGAGAAGCUGAAGCAGAGCUCUACAGAUGUGGCCCUGGCCUGUGGACUUCACUCUCCAGAUCAAAGCUCUCCCAUCCAGGGCAUCUCAGAUGCAGAGAUGCGCCUGCCGGGCUCUCAGGGGCCGAUACUCAGCAUCAGUAGCAUGGAGUACCUCAGCUCAGAACAAGACAAUCUGCCUAUCGGUGAGUGGAAAGAUUCUAUACAGGACAGCGAGACAACAGAAGAACCAAACUCGAAUGACGAAGAGGAAGAAGAAGAUGCGGUUCCAUCUUUGAACGAACACGAGGAUGCUGAGGAAGAUGCUGAGGACGGAGAUGAAGAUGAGGAAGAUGAACCGCACGAACCGUCUUCUCCCAGCAGUCACGGCAAUCUCACCUCUCAGCUCAGUCCGGAGGAAGACCCGGGUAAAGUCAUCACCUCAACUGUGCCUCACUCAAACUGUUUUCUCCCGAAAGAACUGCCUAGACUCCCCGACGGCCCCAGUCCGGUAGUUUUAAGAGGGCCUUUUACUAAUUCUGUGAGUUCACCACAUAUAGGCAGCAUACAUCCGCCGCUGCCCCCUAGCUGUAUAAUAGAGGAACUGCACCGUGCACUUGCAACAAAGCUAAGACAAGAAAGCGUGGAUCGGGAGACAAGCGGAGAUUGUGAGAACAGAAAGGAGGCGGAGGAAAACAAGGAGAAUGUUAGACAGGACAACUGCUUCACUGAUGCUUCAGGAAUUAUCUAUGACAUUGACAGCUGGAAUGAAUCUGUCAUUUCUGGUACAUUGCCAAGGAGAAUGACAAAGGAGCUGCUGGCUGUGAAGCUUCGAAAUCGUCCCAGCAAACAGGAGCUGGAGGACAGGAACAUUUUUCCUGCACGAACUGACCAGGAGAGACAGGAGAUCAGGCAACAGAUCGAAAUGAAACUUGCCAAGAGACUCAGUCAACGGCCGGCCGUUGAAGAACUGGAAAGCAGAAAUAUCUUAAAACAGAGAAAUGAUCAGACAGAGCAAGAGGAACGGAGAGAGAUCAAACAGCGGCUUAAUAGAAAGCUCAACCAGAGGCCAACAGUCGAUGAACUAAGGGAAAGAAAGAUUCUCAUCCGCUUCAGUGACUAUGUCGAGGUUGCCAAAGCCCAAGAUUAUGACCGGAGAGCUGACAAACCCUGGACAAGACUGUCCGCGGCCGACAAGGCAGCCAUCCGCAAAGAGCUCAACGAGUUCAAAAGCACCGAGAUGGAGGUACACGCUUCAAGCAAGCACCUUACAAGGUUUCACAGGCCCUAAGGGAGGGUUUUCUUCUGUGAAGAAAAUACCGCAAGUGACGUCUAUGUUAUAAUCCUGGAGGUGCCUCUUCCAGAGCCGCCACGUCGGCCUUGGGAUUCCCUUAUUCUUCCAGCGCCCUGGGCCGAAUGCUGUUUGGGUGUGGUUAAUGCUGGAGGCUGCGUCUCCAUGGCGGGCGGGCGGCCGCAGGGAGAAACCUGAGGAAAUUCUGCGGUGACAUUAAACACGUAGCCGACGCAGCUGAGGAAUUGAGUUUUUGAUGUUUUUAAACCGGACUGCAUUUCAGUGACUGCUAAGAAAAGAUGAAGUCGUUCUGGUUUAAUGUUUGUGUACAUGUAACCAGCUCCGCUCUGAGGAACUAAACAAAAAAAUAGAAAAAGUAAAAAAUACGGUACAAAGAAAAGAAACAAAAAACGUCUGGGUUGAUAAGCCUGCUAAUAAAAUAAGUUUCAUAUUUACUGUACAGAAGUCCGUUUGAACAGGGUUGUUCAUGUCAUCACUUGGAAAAAUAAUCUUUGUAAGCACUACU
Molecule: messenger RNA, 2252 nt
Organism: Paramisgurnus dabryanus
Lineage: Eukaryota; Metazoa; Chordata; Actinopteri; Cypriniformes; Cobitidae
Gene: phactr3a
Product: phosphatase and actin regulator 3a
Biological process (GO): actin cytoskeleton organization
Molecular function (GO): actin binding
Source: RefSeq, a predicted model, not a curated record